Molecule: messenger RNA, 837 nt
Organism: Parnassius mnemosyne (clouded apollo)
Lineage: Eukaryota; Metazoa; Arthropoda; Insecta; Lepidoptera; Papilionidae
Source: the annotation of a GenBank genome assembly
AUGCCUAGAAUACUAUUUUGUGCAAUUAUAAAUUUAAUGUUUUUUAAAUUGGUAAAAUGCUCCGAAAGGCGUCACGUGCAACCUCUUAUUAUUAAUGGUGAAGAUGCAAAAAUAGAAGACUUCCCACACAGCGUUUAUAUAUAUAUGGAUUGCUCCGAUAUAUGGACAUGCGGAUCAUCAAUUUUAAACCAAAAAAUACUAUUAACUGCUGCCCACUGUUUGAUACAUGUGAAAUUGUGUAAAGGACAAUUACACGCUUUUGCAGGUCACGAAAAUAUACAUAAGGCCGUGGUGACAAGGCGCGGAAAGAGUAUAUUGUUCCACGAAAACUACGAUAGAAAACCAUACCUCAGAAACGAUAUUGGAUUAAUAUUUUUAGAAGAAAGUCUACCUUUAGGAAACACAAUGAAAAGAGUGGUACUUACCAAACAAAAUAGUGUCGGCCUUACCGCCAUGAUUGCGGGAUGGGGAAUCAUAAAUGACGAAACAAAAGAGGGCACCUUUAUUCUGAAGUCUGCCACACAAGUAGUAAGGGAUAUUCGCACUUGUCACUUAUGGGGAUUGCGACCUGGUUUGAUGUGCGCAGGCAGUACCAAUAUUGAUCUGCCAAGACCUACUCAAGGAGAUUCCGGGAGUGCUCUUGUCGUAGAAAAGCAUAAGCAGAUCGGCUUAGUAUCCUUCAGAUACCCAUCACACCCUGGUCUUAUAUUUUACACAAACACCUCUUACUUUUACGAUUGGAUUAAAGAUAAUUUGCGAUUAUUAUUAAACUAUAAAAAUAAAUAUGCCCAAAAUGAAAUAAAAAAAAAUAAAAAUUAUUACGAAAUGAAAUAUUAA